Messenger RNA from Sceloporus undulatus (fence lizard), 2007 nucleotides. RefSeq names its product transmembrane emp24 domain-containing protein 10-like. Lineage: Eukaryota; Metazoa; Chordata; Lepidosauria; Squamata; Phrynosomatidae. The record is from RefSeq and is a predicted model, not a curated record. Gene Ontology annotation, biological process: Golgi organization; endoplasmic reticulum to Golgi vesicle-mediated transport; intracellular protein transport. Gene Ontology annotation, cellular component: COPII-coated ER to Golgi transport vesicle; Golgi apparatus; endoplasmic reticulum-Golgi intermediate compartment. The transcript has 5 exons. Bases 188 to 793 code for a protein of 201 amino acids.
GCAAUUGCAUGCAUCCAUGCAUGCAAGAAAGGGAGGGCUGCAAAGGAGCAUUUAAAGGGACCAGGUCCUUUUUUGUUGCUUUGUAAAAUCUGGGGUUUUGCAGUUCGAGGCAAAGGAGUGUCUCGUCUGAAAACCCUGACACGUGUCUUGCUGUUGAAUCUUUCUAAGGAUCUGGUCCGGGAAGAGGAUGGAAGGGAUGCUGGUGUUUCUGCUGAUGGUCUGGGGAUGCUGGGCUCUCUCCUUCCAUCUCCCCCCAGGGACCCCCAAGUGCUUGAAGGAGGCAUUGCAGCAAGAUGUGAUGGUGACUGGAGAGUAUGAGGUUUCCCCAGGGACCAGCAUCGACCUCAAGGUCACCGACUCCGUUGGACACCUCCUUUACUCCAAGGAUGAUGCCAAGAAAGGCCAGCUUAGCUUUAUCACCGAGGAUUGUGACAUCUACGAGAUUUGCUUUCGGAGCCGCGGACGGCCAGGGAACUCCCAGGUCCCUGACCAACUGGUCACCCUCAACAUCAAGCGCGGCGUGGAGGCCCGGAAUUACAAACAUGUUGCAAAAACAGAGAAACUCAAGCCCCUGGAGGUGGAUCUGCGCCGGCUUGAGGACCUUUCCAAAUCCAUCGCCAAAGACUUUGCCUUCAUUAAGCAACGCAAGGAGGAGAUGCGGGACACCAAUGAAUCUACCCGAAUGCGCGUCUUCCACUUCAGCGUCUUCUCCAUGCUCAGCCUGGUGGGUCUGACCACUUGGCAAGUCUUCGGCCUGAAGCGUUUCUUAAAAGCCAAGAAAGUCAUGGAGUGAUGGAGCAGCUCAGGUCGUGCAUGUGUUGAGUUGAGCAUCUCAGGUCAUGCGUGGGUUGGGUUGAGCAUCUCAGGUCAUUCUGGUGUUACCCUUCUUUGGUUCCUCAGGGUCCUUUGAGCGUGAACCUUUAGAGAUGUUCCUCUGAGAUCUGGCCACCAACUUGCUCCGAUCCCAAGUUGUCUAGAGUCAUAUUUUCCCUUAGUCUGGACCAGCGGUUCCCACACUUUGAACCUCCGAGUGGACUUCAGUUCCCAGAAGUCCCAGCUGGCUUGGGCAAUGGUAAGGAAUUCUGGGAGAUGAAGUCCAAAACAUCUGGAGGACCAAAGUUUGGGAUACACUGGUCUGGACCCUUGGUGGAAGAUGGUGACUUGGCUGGAUUUGUUCGCUGGCUGGAAAUGGAACUGGUUGCGCAUAACCUUUGGCUCACUAGCAAUGCUGGCUAGGGGAUUCUGGGAGUUGGAGUCCAAUUUUACACUACAGUUAUUCACGCAACACUACACUGGUUGGCUGCCUCUGAUGAAGGCAAAACCUACAUUUGUUGAAGACUUAGGGUGCGUCUACGCUGUAGAAGUAAUGCAGUUUGGCACCACUUUAACUUCCAUGGCUCCAUCCUACAAAAUCCUGGGGUCUGCAGUUUGGUGAGGCCCCAGCACUUUUUAACAGAGGAGGCUAAAGGCCUUGCUAAACUACAAACCCCAGGAUUCCACAUGGCAUUUAAGCCUUUACAGAUGUAAAGCCAUACAUUGAAAUAGUCUGGGAAGGGAUUGAAAUGUUGGACCCGCUUGAUGCAACAUUUUUCUCUUCCUGUAUGGGAAAAGAAAAAGAGGAGACCGAGUUCAACGUCAAGUAAUAUUAAAAUAUUUGGUGCAUAUUUAUUGCAAAGUCGGCGUGUUUUUUCUUUACAGUGAUAAAAAAUACAAAAUGUGCCCAGCCGGUCUUUUCUUUCCCCCCCCCCCCCGGUGCCAAAGUAGAAAAUUGGCAUUUUGGGCUAAAUUUACAUUGAGAGUUAUAAACCAGUUGUAAAGCUUAACCUCAAACGUUUAAGAAAGCAGGGAGAGUGGCGUUGGGGCUAGGACAGGGAUUGGCAUGUUAUGGGGUCAGACUGCAACUCCCAUCAGCCCCAUCCAGCAUGGAUAGCAUUUGGAUGUGAAGUCAAAGGCUUUCACAGUCAGCGUCCAUAGUUUUUUGUGGGGUUUUGGGGGCAAUGUGGCCAU